Molecule: messenger RNA, 4017 nt
Organism: Stylophora pistillata
Lineage: Eukaryota; Metazoa; Cnidaria; Anthozoa; Scleractinia; Pocilloporidae
Product: RNA helicase MOV-10-like
Molecular function (GO): 5'-3' RNA helicase activity; RNA binding
Source: RefSeq, a predicted model, not a curated record
UAAAGCGAUCGUUUUAAGUAAUCACCAACGAAUUUAAUCGUCCUUAAAAAUUGGAGUCUGGAUUUCGUCGACCACUUUAAAAGGAUUUAGGAAACAAAAAUGCCUCAUCCAGGAAAUGAAUAUAAAAAGAAUGUCACAAAACAAUUCUGGAAGUUCUUGUCAACAGAGCGUCUCAGACCAUCCACUAAAAUGGAGCUUAGACAGGUGUAUUAUGAUCAGUUUAAGAAAACAUUGGAUCAUUCAUCACCUACUGUGUCUUUCUCCACAAUCUUGUUUCACCUCAAAAGGAUGAAGAAAUUGGUUAAGAGUAAAGAUGGUUCUGAUACAUUGUUAUACUUUGAACGGAAGGGCCGUCGCUUGGUCCUAGCAGUCGACCAGUCAUUUGUGCAACGCAAGCAAAAAAAGGCAUCCAAAGCAAAGGGAGAAGAUGAUGAAAAGGAUAUUGAUGAAACAGACAGGGAAAAGUUUUCAGAACACGAUGAUGAUGAUCCUGUGAUGGAGUUGAAAAAGUUAUUUCUCAAACACAAAGAAUCGUUCAUCCAAGAUAAAAAUGGAGUAAGAGUUUGUUCAGAUUUGGACAGGGAACAUGGUGUGAUAGAUUUUGGCCAAACGCGUUUAACAGAUAGUGCGCCAAUCACAGAAAUUACUGUGAAGAAUGCAGGUACCAAUGCCAUUAAACUGAAGCGAUUUGUAGCCCUGGAGUCUGUGAGUGAUUUUAUGCUUUCGGAUAAACACAGUGUCACAGUUACUGGAAAAGUCAAUAAGGUUAUUAAACUACCUGUUGGGAAAUCUUACAAAAUAUCAGCACUCUUUAAACCAAGCUGUCUAGGAGAAUUUAAGCAGCCAAUUGUGUUUGAAUUUGAAGAGGAAGGAGACACAGCACAGACAUAUCACAUAGCGCGGUUCUUGACGGGACAAGGGACUAAUGAGGAUGUCGAGAGCAUCCUUCCAGUACACAAGUAUCGGCAUCCCAAGGCUGUAGCAAGAGUGGUGGAUCCCAAAGUUCAAAUCAUAGGUGGAAUUCCUCCUCCACGACCUGACAGUAAACUGCGGUACGCCACCCCUCUCAAAGACUACCACAUCCCCUUCCAAUUGCGUCUGUGAUUAAAUCAAGGCAAACCUGGUGAAGAACUAUCAACACUCUUGGAGCUUGAAGUUGCACCACAAAUGCCAGAAUACUCUCAAAAGUUUGCUUCACUUCUUCACAUUGAGGAACUUCAAAUGGAAGUUGACAUUCGUCAUUAUGACAUGGAGGAUGUGGUUCUCACUCCAUCGACUCAAGGAGGAUUUCUGAUCCUAAAGGUUCCUGGACUUGCAGAGAAUCGACCAUCAGUUGUGAGAGGUGACCAGAUCUUGGUGAGGAUGAAAGACAACAAAGGGCAGCUAGAAAAAGAAGAGUAUCAAGGAUUUGUCCACAUCUUAGGCUUAAAUGAUGUGCAUUUAAAGUUCUCUCCCAAAUUCCAUACGAAAUAUAUCAUGGGAAUGAAACUGAAUGUCAGAUUCACAUUUAACAGAACACCCUUAAAACUGAUGCAUAGAGCUCUAGAAAUUGGUUUCCAAAUGAUAGAAGAAGAGACACAAGUUGCCUCUUUAAGACUUGCAGUUGGCACACACCUAGAUCCUUUCUUGCAAGGAAGUGAGCUAGAUUUUAGUUUUUUUGAUGCAAAGCUUCAGGAUAACAAGGAACAGGAACAGGCUGUGAAGAACAUUGUUGCUGGGACAUCAAGACCAGUUCCAUACCUGGUUUUUGGACCUCCUGGAACAGGAAAGACUGUGACAAUAGUGGAAGCUAUCAAACAGGUAUUGAAGUUGUUCCCUGAGAGUUGCGUUCUUGCCUGUGCUCCAUCCAACAGUGCAGCAGAUCUGCUAUUACAGAGAGUUAUGGAGCACACAGUUAUCCCAAGGUCAAAGGCCAUUCGGCUGAAUGCCUUUGGAAGGUCACUGUUAUCACUGCCAAAAGAUAUUAAGGAUGUCUGCUGUCUGACAUCAGGAGGGGACUUCUUUUUCCCAUGUAAAGAGGAGAUCAUGGACAAGCGUCUUGUAGUUUGCACUCUGAUCACUGCAGGAAGGUUAGUCUCGGCUGAGAUUCCCAACCAUCACUUCACUCAUGUGUUCAUUGAUGAAGCUGGCCACUCCUUGCAGCCUGAAUGCUUGGUCCCCCUGGCAGGAAUGUUCAGCACAGAAACUCCAGGAGGGGGACAACUAGUCCUAGCAGGGGACCCCCAACAGCUUGGCCCAGUGCUGCGAUCUCCAGUAGCUAUUAAGCAUGGCCUUGGUAUAUCCCUUUUGGAAUGGAUGAUGACAAAGUUGCCUUUCUAUGGACGAAUACGACACGAUGAGGAAGAUGAACUUGGAGAGUAUAACCCACUGAUUAUCACAAAGUUAUUGAAGAACUACAGAUCACAUCCAUCUAUCUUAGAGCUGCCGAAUGAGAUGUUCUACGAUGAUGAACUAGAAUCCUGUGCUGACAAGCUAAAAAGAGAAUCCUUAUGCAACUGGAGUCGUCUUCCUUGCAAGGGAUUUCCAAUUGUUUUUGAAGGAAUCAAGGGACGUGACAUGCGUGAGGAGAAAAGUCCAUCAUUCUUCAACCCCGAGGAGGCAGCUGUGGUUGUGCAGUAUGUCAAAGACUUGAAGGAUGCAAGAGGAAUCAAUGUGCUUACCUCUCAGAUUGGGGUCAUUUCACCCUACAGAAAACAGGUUCAGAAAAUAAGGAUUCUGCUUGACAAGGCUAACAUUACAGAUGUGAAGGUUGGUUCUGUUGAAGAAUUCCAAGGACAAGAAAGACGAGUUAUUAUCAUAUCCACAGUGCGAAGCAGCCAUGAAUAUCUUCAGCUUGAUGCACAGUUCAAACUGGGUUUCUUGAAGAAUCCAAAGCGGUUUAAUGUCGCAAUCACAAGGGCUCAAGCUUUACUGAUUGUGGUUGGAAAUCCUCACGUUCUAAGCAAAGAUCGACACUGGAAAAGAUUCAUAAAGUUCUGUAAAGAUUCCAAAGGCUAUAGGGGAUGUGACUUCAAGCCAGCAGGUGAGGAUGAUGAAGAUCUAAUAAAUCGCCUGAAGCGGGUUCACUUGGACACAAAGGAAGCUUUGCAAGCUGUUGAAUCUAUGGAAGACAACACUGUAACACAGACUGAACACCCUGCAUGGCACAAACAUGAAGAAUUUUAAAUUGCAACCACUGAGAUUUUAAGUUUUAAAUUGUUGUAGAUCAUAUAAAGCAUUUAAAUGGAUGUUGUUUUGACUGAGAACCGACCUUAAAGGUCGGUAGGGAUGUCAGAGAACUGUCCAUACUAGAAGAUCACUAAGCGAAAUUUAUGGCCUACCAUUCUUAGUACAACACAUUGAGCCCGUGGUUAGUGCCCUGGAGCCUGUUUCAUGAAAGCCCCGUUAGCUUACCAGACCCAAAGCCAUGUUUUAAAAUAAAAAUUUAAAGGAUAAGAAAGCAGGUUCUGGCAGCCAAACCAGUCCUUUUUGUUUCUUUAACUGAUAGGUUUAUUGAAUCAUUUUAAGUGACUUUUGAAAUCUCCAUCAUGGAUGAAAACAGAACAGCUUUACAGGCCCAUUAAGAUACCAAGACUUUUGAGAAACAGGCCCCUGCACUGAUUCAAGAGGUCCCAGUUUGAAACCUGGUUAGGUCAUUGUGUUGUGUUCCCGGACAAAACGAUUACUUCAUUGUGUUCACAAUGCUUCUCUCUCCACUCUGGAGUGUAAACGGACGCAGGCAAUUGUCAAGGAAGCUUGAAGAAAUGCUGAGGGGUAACUGUGUGAUGGAUGGCAUCCCAUCACGGGGGGAGGGGGGAGAAGUAGUACUAAUUAUUGUUGCUUCAUGCUAUGGAAAUCAGGAAGAGUUCCUGCUGUAUGGGCCACUUUGCUUGACUGCAUCUUUACCAACCUUAACCAUUUUUUGUUGUCCAUAAUGUUACAAAGUAACUCUUUUAACUUCUUAGAUUUGAUUGUUAAUUUUCCCUCUAGCUGCUUCAUAUUUCCUCGUAAAUUAGUUACAAGAAUUUCAUGUUAGAU